Messenger RNA from Hyalella azteca, 2868 nucleotides. RefSeq names its product E3 ubiquitin-protein ligase RNF216. Bases 85 to 2046 code for a protein of 653 amino acids. The transcript is spliced from 13 exons. NCBI's taxonomy places the organism in Eukaryota, Metazoa, Arthropoda, Malacostraca, Amphipoda, Hyalellidae. The record is from RefSeq and is a predicted model, not a curated record.
AUUCUUCGUUUUGACUGGGAAACAAAAAAUCAACAAGAAGUUGACAUCAAUUUAAGAGUGAAUAAUAUAUACUUGAAAUUAGAAAUGGAGCAUUCAAUAGAUGGAGAUUUUGAAAUGAGUGUGACCUCCAAGAAACGUGACCUCACUCACGUUGACGAUGUGGAAGAGCGACCUGGCAAGAUGAAGACAUUCGUGACUAGUUCAAUGGCUACCAAACCAACAGAUCUGUCUGUUGAUGCGGUUAAUUCAAGCGCAGAUGAGGCUGGAACAUCAGCGGCUGGAAACUUGGACGGUGCUGGAACGUCAGGGUACAACAGAGUCGCUGCGUCAUACGCUGAUGAUCAGGAAGAUGAUGAAUGGUUGCAAUCUCACCACAGGACGCUAUGUGAAAUGUUCCCUGAUGCUGACCCGGAAUAUCUGUUAUUAAAAUGCGCAGAAGUCGAGCCUUGCGGCGCUCGCUUUGAAGCCCUCGUUGUGGAGCUCAUGGAUACCAAGAAUUAUCCCAAGAUGCAGGACUAUAUUUCCAGGACAAAACGCAUGGAAAUGCGUAAAAAGUUCCUAGAUGAUAUGACUGUUCCUGAGUUCUUGGAGCUUUUCGAAGAUCCCGAAAAGGUGUUCAACGACCACAACAAGGUGAUGAAUCUCCAGUACCGCCACAACUCGCGGGCCCAGCUGCUCAAUGACCUGCCUUACCAUUAUGCCAAAGAUGUCGACCGCGUCCUCAACGCCAAUAACUACCACUACCUUCCGUCCUUGCGCGAACUUAAGUCCGAAUACUUUGACCGGCGUAGAAUCAAGCGCAAAGAAACUCCGAUCAGCGGCGAACUCGAAGACUUCUUCCUGAAGGAGCUUUACUACGCGCGCAUGGAGGAGUCCAUAGGAAGGCACCGCGCGGCCCAGGAGGAGGCCAAGAAGGAGGUUUUCGCUGCAGCAAAAGAUGCCGGACUGCUGCGCACGUGUACCAUUUGUUGUGAAGACGAAAUACUUGAAGAAGACAUGCGGGCUUGUGCCAGUCUUGAUUCCCCGCACCUCUUCUGUAAAACUUGUGUUGGGAGAUAUUGCGAGGAGCAGAUCGGGCAAGGAAGUUUAAAAUUUGCCUGCUGUGACAGCUCGUGCAAGGAAGAGUUUUCCCUUAACGUCAUCAAGACUGUACUUAAAUCCUCGGUAUUCUCAAACUUACUGAAGAGGAAGCAAGCCGAGGAGAUCAUGGCUGCUGGUAUCGCUGAUCUCGAGUGUUGUCCUUUCUGCAAUUUCGCCACAAUUAUGCCCAAUAAAGAGGAUAAGAUUUUCCAUUGCCUGAAUCCUGAGUGUCUGAAAGAUACGUGUCGCCUGUGCAAGGAGCCCGCGCACAUCCCGCUACGCUGCGAGGAAAUCGAGACGAAAGCUCAACUUUCCGCCAGGACUUACCUUGAGAACCAAAUGACUGAAGCAAUGGUCAGAGAAUGCUACAAGUGUGGCAAGCGCUUCAUCAAAGAGGAAGGAUGCAACAAAAUGCAGUGUUUGUGUGGUGCUAAGAUGUGCUACGUCUGCAAGAAGCCAAUAACAGGAUACGAUCACUUCGACGACGGUCCUUACAGAGCAACUGCCGGGGAUCUGCUGCCGUCACAAAGGAGCAAGUGCCCGAAGUAUAGCGACUCACGGAAGCUGCAUGCUGAGGAGGUGAAGAGGAAAGCCGAGGAGGCCAAGAAGACACUGGAUCCUGACGUGCAGCUCAAGCAUGACCCCACCAAAUAUGUACCGCAGCAGGGCCCUGCGACUGCUGUACAGAUGCAACGGCAGCCUUAUCCUGAGCACCAGUAUCCUCCCUACGAACGCAAUGUGCUAUUUGGUUACCUGGAAUAUCUUCCGCCGCCUCUUCCUGCCGGCGCCGGUCGUGGCCCGGCUCUUCCUCCUGCCGGCGCCGGUCGUGGCCCGGCUCUUCCUCCUGCCGGCGCCGGUCGUCGCCCGGCUCUUCCUCCUGCCGGCGCCGGUCGUCGCCCGCCUCUUCCUGCCGGCGCUGGUCGUCGCCCGGCUCCUCCUGCUGCCCCCCGCGGGGCGCGUCCCUAAACUGGGGGAUGUGAGAGCAGGGCUGCAGCUUCGGCAGCUGGUGAACGUGCAGACAGGCAGCGCAGGCAACAGCCACUACAAGAUCAAGCACAGCCUGCAACUCCGCCGCGCACCUCAAGGCCUCGUGCCAAUGAGUGAGCCGUCUCUGCGACAGCCACCUCCAUCUUUAUCUUGUGUAUUUUCACGCUAUUAAUAAUAUGGGAAGUGAGUGUAUAAUGCACUGUUCAUAAGCUGCUGUUGUCAUUAUUUAUUUUAUCAAUGUAAAAGAUAGAGCCAUACAAAAAGGGAACCUUUCUUCACCAGCUUUUCACCAGGGUAUAAUGCACUGUUUUUAAGCUGCUGUUGUCAUUAUUUAUUUUAUCACUGUAAAAGAUAAAGCCAUAUAAAAAGGGAACCUCUUCUCACCAGCUUUUAUUAGUUGGGAUGCAACGUAUCUCUCAAGUAUUUAAUCUAAGAUUUUAACUAGAUUUUUUUAUUGUAAUUUGGCCUAUAGUUUAUUAUGCACUUCUCAUCUCAUCGUAAAUGUUACAUGUUUCUAUACUGAGCGACCAAUGUCAGUCGAUAUCUCUUUUGCGCUUAUGCAGUCGUUAAAGUUUUGCUGCAAAUUAUCUAAAUAUCUAUCCGGUUUAUAUAUUAUAAAUCUAUUGGGACUGAGUAUUACUCGAUAAAGGCAAGUUUAUUCUUCACAAAUGAUUUAGGGAAAACACGGGAAGAGCUUCUUCUUUGAGGAUUUUUAUUGUUUUGGAACAUGCGUGUUUGUCGACUGCUGCUCCUAUCAAAAUAUAUCAUUUCAUUCAUUUAUUUUGUUUGUGUUAAAAUUAA